Diutina rugosa is the source of this 675-nucleotide messenger RNA. RefSeq lists its product as uncharacterized. Gene Ontology annotation, molecular function: NADH dehydrogenase activity; 4 iron, 4 sulfur cluster binding. Gene Ontology annotation, cellular component: membrane. Gene Ontology annotation, biological process: mitochondrial respiratory chain complex I assembly; mitochondrial electron transport, NADH to ubiquinone. Lineage: Eukaryota; Fungi; Ascomycota; Pichiomycetes; Serinales; Debaryomycetaceae. The record is from RefSeq and is a predicted model, not a curated record. Bases 1 to 675 code for a protein of 224 amino acids. The transcript has a single exon.
AUGUUGUCGAGAGCUCUCACCAGACCCGGGCUCGGCUUGCGUUUCCCGCAGGCGUUCCGGACUCUCGCCACCACCCCGAAAUUGCACAAGCCGGCGUUGGCCUACAACACCGCCGGGGGUUCGGCGAUGGCGGCCCCUCCCCAGGACUUCCGGGUGCCCAAGCCCAAGACGUGGGAAGAGCUGAACGAGCUGUUCCUUUCCAAAGCGACCAAGUUCUUCUUCUUACAGGAGAUCGUGCGGGGUAUGUACAUCGUGUUGGAGAUGUAUUUCCGCGAGCCUUACACCAUCUACUACCCGUUUGAAAAGGGGCCGAUUUCCCCGAGAUUCCGGGGCGAACACGCGUUGAGACGCUACCCGCUGGGCGAGGAACGGUGCAUCGCCUGUAAGCUCUGCGAGGCGAUCUGCCCGGCGCAGGCCAUCACGAUCGAGGCCGAGGAACGGUUGGACGGGCUGAGAAGAACCUACAAGUACGACAUCGACAUGACCAAGUGCAUCUACUGCGGGUACUGCCAGGAACUGUGCCCCGUCGACGCCAUUGUCGAAACCCCCAACGUCGAGUACUCGACGGCGACGAGAGAGGAGUUGUUGUACAAUAAGGAGAAGUUGUUGGAAAACGGCGACAAGUGGGAACAGGAAUUGCAGUACUGCAUCGAGGCCGACGCCCCCUACCGAUAG